Molecule: messenger RNA, 556 nt
Organism: Polyodon spathula (Mississippi paddlefish)
Lineage: Eukaryota; Metazoa; Chordata; Actinopteri; Acipenseriformes; Polyodontidae
Product: protein ALKAL-like
Exons: 6
Coding region: 5-556 (183 amino acids)
Biological process (GO): positive regulation of ERK1 and ERK2 cascade; positive regulation of ERK5 cascade
Molecular function (GO): receptor tyrosine kinase binding; receptor signaling protein tyrosine kinase activator activity
Source: RefSeq, a predicted model, not a curated record
AGCGAUGCAGACUGAAAGGAAAUGGCACAUAGUCCUGGGCAUUAUCUUUCUUCUGGUCACCUCGGGUCAGUGUAUGGACAGCAAGGAAUCUAAGCAGAAAGAAAAGAAAACACUUCUAGAGCUCAUCCUACAGGUCACUGGAGACAGCCAAGGUGACACAAGUGACUCCCGGCGGUAUGCCGGUGGCAUGUACUCUGUAGAUCAAGAUUACAGAUUUUCCUCCAGAGAAAAGGCCUUGGUUAUUCACCAGCCCGACAACAGCAGACCAAUAGAAAUUGUUCCAAGAGAUGUGAACUUGAGAGACAAGUUUAUAAAACAUUUCACUGGACCAGUCAAGUUCUCAGCUGAAUGCAGCAAGCAUUUCCGUCGACUCUAUCACAACACAAGGGACUGUUCUAGACCAGCCUGCCCCAAAGAAACCAUAACAUCUAGCCUCAAGAAAAUGCUUCUAAUAUCUGAAAAUGAACCAAUUAGAUUACAAAAGGUGUGCAAGAUUGCUAACACGGUUAGCAAUGAGUCCCCUAUGUACGCAGUCUUAGAAAUCUUGUCCAAAUAA